Thyridium curvatum is the source of this 2253-nucleotide messenger RNA. RefSeq lists its product as uncharacterized. The record is from RefSeq and is a predicted model, not a curated record. Lineage: Eukaryota; Fungi; Ascomycota; Sordariomycetes; Thyridiales; Thyridiaceae. The transcript is spliced from 3 exons. The coding region runs from base 1 to 2253 and encodes 750 amino acids.
AUGCAAUUUCUGAAAGGCGAGGAUGAAAAUCCCACUUCCCAAGACCCCUAUUGUGGGCUGGAAAGAAAGGACUUCGUAGCAAUCGAGUCCGUGGAUACCUGGAGAUCUUCUGAGCACUUCACGACAGGACAUGCUCCCACACAUAAUGAUAUCUGCGCUCACGAGUUCUUCUUUGUCCUUCAACUUACUCGCACCGGAGUCCGCAAAAACCUCUUGUAUGUCAAUGUGUUCAUAGAAGAAGAAAGCAUGCCCGACGGCGGCAAACCCAAUCAAGGACCCCCACCAUCGAGCUCCCGGACGACCCGGCCCACGGCAUCGCCGGGGACGGGCGUACCGGGGCCUUACGCAACGGAUCUCGACAUCACCAGCACUGCUUUUGAAUCAGAUUUAGCAAAAGCUCAUAUCCCCGCGCCAAUUGACUCUUCGCAUCAGGCCCAGGUGCGCCGGAGCGCGCCGCAAAGCCCUACAGGAGAACGUUCAGGUAGACCCGGAAGUCCGCUGUUUUCGUCGCCUCCGCCUGUGGUUAUCAGCAGGCCGGGGUCGCCAAACUUGCCAUCUGGCCAUGAUCUGCUGGGGACACCACCUGUUAAUGCGCACGGUACGCGUGAUGCGUCGGACUGUCGUUCAUUAAACACAUCGGUGACCGGGCGGUUCGAUAGCCCUAUCAGCAGACCAGCCAGCAGCCAUGGCUAUGCGAGAAGGACCACUACAGCCAGGACGACAGCUGAAAGGCCAACGAGUUGGUACGGUGGCAGUCUUACCGUUCCUCCCGAGACAGCAGGUGCGCAGACAGUAUCGCGGCCAAACCUCAGCCGCUCGUCCGCCAGCUACGAUCAUACAUCGAGAGGGAGCGGGGCACUGGGACGGCCGGUUUCGACUCCGAUCCUGGAUGCAUUCAACAUGCGCUUUCCACGUCGACAGGAAUUGAGCGUGCUCGACAGACCAGUGAGUAUGCAGGACAUGGGAGCCAUAGCGGAUGAGUAUCGCAUACCGGACACUUCCCACCUCCGCCACGUAGCGCAUGGAGGGCAUGGAGCGCGGGAGUCCAUGCCAAUUUCUCAACCCCAGCCACCACAUUCUAUGGCAGGUCUGCCGCAAGCAGCCCCGUCACCGUUUCUCCCACACCAGGAUAUUCUUGUCACCUUACAGAGUCGACCGGUCACUCCAGAGAUCCCAAUUCUCGCCGUUCCCGCGGCUAUAUCUCGAGAGACCAGCUAUGGUCAGCUGCCUGCAAGGCCCCUAAGCAGUCAGAGUCACAAAGGGCAUAUACAAAAUGUUACAAAUCCCGCUAGUUUUUCAGCUGUCAAGGACCCUAAAAUCCCUUUGAGGGUCGACACAUCUUACAAGCACAACGACAGUAGCAACGGAACACAUCAUGGCUACUCCAAGUCCGCCUCAAACAUCCCCUCUCGUCCGCGAAGCUGGUACGGGCCCCAGGACUCCAGAAGAAGUUUUGAGAUGAGUCCUUUGGCAUUACGCUCCGAAAACGCAUCAAGCAUCGACUUGGCAGCCCCUUCCACCCGAAGCCAGACACCGAGCGGUACGAGAAAGUUCCGCGCGGUCCCCUUCCAGCCGGACGAGAACUACAGACAGCCCAGCCGGCCGUCCACUCCGGGUUCGCCGUAUGCCCGCUCAGCAACGCACAGCCCACGGCCGAGCAUGACCCGACCACGCAGCAGCAUCGAGCUCCUAGCGCGAGAGCUGCCGUACCAAUCCGGAACUUCCACGGCCGCUAACACGACAUCCACAACUUCGACUCCAGGCGGGUCCAGAAGCGUCCCGGUAUCACUCCAUCAUGCACUACCGCAGGAGGACUACUACCCCGCCCGGCCGCACUAUACCGACACCACGCCGACCCCGUCUCAGUCCCGCCGCGGAAGUAUUCAAACACCCCUCAACGACAGCGGACGGUCGACCCCCACACCGCCGGUCCAGUCGGCAUACGACCGCAGCCUCGCAGCCAUUGCGGUGCCCUAUCAACCGCCCGAACUGAUGGACUCGCAAAAGCCCGGCAUCCCGCCGGUGCGCCCUGCUGACAGGGACCGCGAAGUAGUCAACACCAAGAACGGGUGCUGUGGCAUGUGCAACGUGUCAAGCCUCGCGGCAUGCGGCGGCGUGGUCGGCGGGUGGGUAGGGACCUUUAUUACCAUCUUUACGGUCGGUACGCUAGCUGGUAGCAUCGCAGGGUACUCGAAGAUAUAUGAAGAGCCAAUGGCCACUGAGAGUUUGGUGUCACAUGGCUGGAAGAGAUAA